UUGAUGUACAGCUUCACCAACCUCUAUUGUCAAGCAGCACUACCCCAGAUGAUGUCAGACUAGAAAUGAUGUCACUUUGCUUUCAGUUAGAAACUCUUUGUAAGAAAGAACUCACAGAGAAUUCAAGCAUUCAUCAAGGUCAUGUUAGUAACUCAUUCAUUGACAGAGCAACUGUUGUUUAUGACAGAAUACUUCACCUGUUAGCAAAAGUGCCUCCAGAUUAUCAAGACUGUCUUAGAUAUCUACAGUCACAAAGAUUGGACAGACUGUAUCCAAGAGCAGUGACCUAUCUUGCAAAUCCAAGGUCAUUCUCACUUGACCUUGACAAAACCCCACUUGAUAGUUAUUUUGCUAGUGUUUCAACAUUGAGUCAAUUGACAACACUUGCUAGGCAGAUGCAUAAUGAUUGUGUUAACACAUCUUCACAUAAAUAUAUUGCACAUCAGCUAGCCCUCAUGUAUCAAACCAUCACUCAAAUAAAAAGUCCACUGUUUGAGCAGCAUAAGAAAGGGAUAGAAGAAAUGUUUAAACCCAUCAAAGCCACGCUUGCCACCACAGACGAUAAACAGAUAAGAUGUCUAACACAAUCUCAACAAGAGUGGUUGCUUGACCUGACUAAUCAUAUCCUGAAUACAGUCAAUACAUUCCCGGCUGAUCUUACACAAGAUAUGGUUCAACCAGCUUCGGUACUGCAACAAAAGUCAACAUAAUUUCCACUAGGGCAUGGAAAAGAAUGAUUUCUUUACAGUUUUUAUUAUAAAAAUUGCAGCAUCAAGUCUAGCUGGAAUAAAACAGACCUGGAUAUGUAAUAUUUUUUAACUUGAGCCCAGUCUAAAUACUCUGAUCAUUGAUUGGUCAAUUUCUGAUGCACAUUUUGAAUCUGACCAAUGAAAAUGAAUUGUAUGUAGACUGGUUUGUUGGAUCUGACAAAUACAUGUGUAACAACUGAUAAAAUACUACAAACAUUCCCAUAAAAAAAGCACUUUUUUGUCCUAAAAUUUUAUAAAUAUGAUAUGUAUCUAUAUCAAAUGGUGUAAUAGGCACCUCAUUCAAUAAUUUUCAUGUAGGUAAGAAGUCUUAUUUAGUUUGUGUCAGAAAUUGUUUAAACACAGAGUAAGUUCUGUUUUAUAUCUAUAAAAGAUGUAAUAUAUAGGAUAUUGGGAAACAUAAAUUUUUGUACACCAAAUUUUGGUAGUCUAUAAUGUAAAGAGGGUUGAAUUUUAAGUUCAAAAUUGUUUAAAGUACAAUGUAUUUUGUGAAGUACAAUGUGUAUUGUAUAAUUGUGUUUAAACAACAUUCUUCAUCAACGUGAUGUGUGAUCUUGUUGGUUUAAAUAAAGAAGCUGACCUUUCUGAAGGUCGUCUAGUCAUACCAGUAUACAUCAUGUGGACACAUUUGUACUAUAUUUUCAACCUUUACUCGUUAAAGUACUUCUUAGCUGACAAUUUUAAUAUGUUCCGUGUCCUAGCUCCUGACCUGUUCCUUUAAUGUGCUAAUCUUUAGAGACGUAGCAAGAUAUAUAAUAAAGACAUAUUGUUGAAAACAAACAAAGGACAUCACGUACGAUACUAAAACCUUGUAUGACAAGUCAUGUGUGUACUUUUAUUGUUGUACUUUUUCACCUUUAUAUUAAAUGUCAACAUUUUGGCUGAAUUUAUCUUGUAACAUAAAAGGUGAAACAAAGAUUUGCUUAUAAUAGUGUGGCAAGAAUUAAAACCAAGGUAUAAGUUUAAAUUUCUGAUACGGCAAGAGUUAUUCCAGUGAUGUUGCGAUGUAAAGAAAUUUCGGGAAAUGGGAAUUUUUUGUUGGGUUUAUUUUUGGUGAUUACUUUGUAGACAUAUAUUAUAGAUGUUCAUAAUUACUUUGGGUAUUUGUAUAAUGUAGACUUAAGGGUUAUGUAUUGGAAGAAUAAUUGAUAUGUUUUAUUUAUUGUGUUUGUAUAUAUAUACAUGUAUAUGAGAAUGUCUGUAAAAGAUUUAGUCAUAGAAUUCAAAUUUCACUUUAAUUAUGAAAAAGAAAGAUUUGUGCUUGUUGCACAAAAGAAAUAAAAGAAAGUAUAGGACAUAGGGACUGUUUUUCAAAGUUUCGUAUUUUUGAGAUUUUUUGCCAGUGUAAUUUAGCUUAUUUUAAAGGUCACAGAGAAAUGUGCUUAAGUUGCAAAUUACUGAGGUCACUCAGUGUCUGUUGUCCAACCAAACUUUUUAAACUACAGUAGAACUUUGAUGUGUCUAACUUCGUUAAGUCUAUUUUUGUCGAUAUUUUGAAGUAAAAUUGAAGUCCUGAUUCUUUUAUCUUGUAAAACUUCGAUUUGUUGAACUUU
Molecule: messenger RNA, 2320 nt
Organism: Ruditapes philippinarum (Manila clam)
Lineage: Eukaryota; Metazoa; Mollusca; Bivalvia; Venerida; Veneridae
Source: RefSeq, a predicted model, not a curated record